This is a messenger RNA of Aspergillus pseudonomiae, 552 nucleotides long. RefSeq names its product ankyrin repeat domain-containing protein. The record is from RefSeq and is a predicted model, not a curated record. The transcript has 2 exons. Bases 1 to 552 code for a protein of 183 amino acids. NCBI's taxonomy places the organism in Eukaryota, Fungi, Ascomycota, Eurotiomycetes, Eurotiales, Aspergillaceae. Gene Ontology annotation, molecular function: protein binding.
AUGAAUUUUGAACUAUUUGCCAAAGCAACCCGAGAGAAGCAGUACGACAUCCUUUAUUAUACUUUCGACGACUUAGCCCUCGCGACAUGGUUCUUCGAGCCCGGUGCUGACCCUAAUAAACGGUGCCAGCUGCGAGACGCCACUCCAUUGUCUUAUGCUGUUUUUGAGGCUCCCUUUACAAUUAUUGAGCUUCUUUUUCAGUAUGGAGGAUCGGCCGAAUAUGGACAGCUACUGCACUACGCUUCGAUGCGAUAUGAUCUGGACGGGCCACAUAUCCUGAAAUAUCUAUACAAUAAAAACCCACGCGUGAUGGACAGGGCCAAUGAUUAUCUCGAUGAAGGUUAUGAGGAAUUUCCAAUGAACUAUAGGCUUGGGCUCUGUACGCCUAUUCAGUAUGCUGCACGGGCUGGCUCACUGGAGUCUGUGAGAUUCUUGGUUAAGCAAGGGGGAGAUCCCUGGCGUUUGGAUCCCUAUAGGCGAACUGCAUUGAGCUACGCAGUCCUCUAUCAACAUGAACCGAUAAAGCACUAUUUGAAUAAUCUCAAGACUUAA